Messenger RNA from Aethalodelphis obliquidens (Pacific white-sided dolphin), 10981 nucleotides. It is a transcript of the gene ZNF518B, whose product is annotated as zinc finger protein 518B. The record is from RefSeq and is a predicted model, not a curated record. NCBI's taxonomy places the organism in Eukaryota, Metazoa, Chordata, Mammalia, Artiodactyla, Delphinidae. Bases 4419 to 7664 code for a protein of 1081 amino acids. The transcript has 2 exons.
UUGCUCUUUUCACUCUAUUGCACUUCUCAUCUGGAAAGCUGAGGAAUCAGAACAGGGGCUCUUGUUCAGCCUUCUUGCCUCUUUGUGUGCUGCAAGCAUUACACUUGGUUUCAGAAGGAAAUCUAAGAUCUCAAAGGUGUACAUUUGUCAGCAACAUUUGGAAGUAUUUUUUGCCAUCAAGACGGCCAUCAGUUUUCAGUUCAGUCAUUUCAAGUGCAAGAUAGAUUAGCAAAAAGAAAAUACUUCAUUGAUGUUUUUCAUUGUUUAGAUCUAUUUACCAUUCAGUUCAAUUCUGAUUCUUUGUAAUUGUCUGGAAAAGUUCUCGCUGAGUGAGGCAACCGUUUCUUCUUAAAUACUAACUUAACUGGAGAAACGUUGGCAGUUUACAUACCUAAUGUUGCAUUGUUUCACUGAUCAGGUAUCACUCGUUUACAUGCUAAUGGUCAUUUAGGGGUAGAAUGUUUUAAAAUUUUGGUUACUAGGAAACGUUAGUUAGACUAGCCUUUGCUAUCUGUGGCUAAACAGACAAAAGGAGCAGAGAGAAUUUUGGAGUGCAUGUGCCACCAGACUGAGGGCUUUGCAUGCAUGAUCCUAGUUUGCUUCUCCUGAUUACCCUCUAAGUUUGAUGAUAUUAAAGCCUAUUUCCUUUCCUGACGAUAAGUAGAGAGAAAUCACUUGCUUAAGGACCCAGCAAAUAAGGGGCAGAAUCAGAGUUUAAACGACAAACCUGCCAACUCCAUUUUCCCUCUGCUCCUCAUGGGUGGAGCAGCUAUACAUUCCUGCCCUAGCCGUGGAUAUGGUAGAAGCCACAAUGCAAAGAUUUCUGGAAGAGCUUCCUAAAUUUGCUUCAAUGUCCAAAAGAUACAGUCAGUCAACUAAAAUUUGCUGAGUUUGCUGGGCAUCUCUCAUGAACAAAAGCUGGAUGUGAUGAUCCAUGUAGCAUGCACAUGAUUCAAUUGUCCAGCCACUUUUUUUAAACUUUUCUCAUUAACAUCUGGUGUGGGGACACAUUCAUUUGCUACAGGGGUAAUUCACAGUUCAACUGGGCUUGGAGAGGAAAAGGUCGUUCGGUAACUAUCAGUAGAUUAUAUGUAAACCUAAGUUGUAAUGAGCACUCUUGUAGUUAAAGCAUCUUUUCCAUGGUGAUUAUAAUCACCUGUUGGCCCCUUUGCCACUAAGGCAAGGUGGAUGGUUUGGCCCUAGAGGUAAAUUAUCUUUUAGACUGUGCAGCCAAGCAACUAUAAUUAAAAUUAUAAAAUGAGAUUCACUGUGUAUUCCAGAAAAAGCAAUUCCCAGGCAGCAAAGAAGCCUGUAUUUUAGCCCCUUGGACUAAUUAUGUGAUAGGCAUUAUUUCUUCUAUUUUCUUCAUAAAAAAGGGAGAAGAAUACUCUUAAUAGUUUUAUGUGUAAGUAACUUAUAUAAGCACUUAUAGUCACACUGUCCCAUUUAAUCCUCACGACAACCUUGUGAGGUAGGUGCUGUUAUUGUCUGGUUUACAGGUGAGGAUUCAGACGGUUUGCUCCAGGUCAGACAUCUAGAAGGCAAUGGGGCUGGGAUCUGAAACCCUGUAAUCUGACUCCGCAAUCUGUAGCUUUAAACACUAUUUUCCUGCUUACUGCUCUUCUGAUUCUGUUGAGCACUUGAUGUUUUCGGUAUUUAGAAGUCAAAUGCUUCCUUUUUAAUAAAAACUUACACAACCUUCAUGAUUUUUAUAGCCCUAAAUGUCACUGGUUUCUAACAAACUGUUUUUCUCCAUCUGUCCCCAUGAUAAAUUUUUAAGAAACCAGGUCAGGUAAGCUCAGAGGCAGAAGGAAAACCCACCAGUAGUGGAUGCUGCCCUUAGGCUUUUUCCCCAGAAAAGACAAGACUCAGUCUAGAGGAAGCACAUUUGUCACACAUUGUGCCCCUCCUCUCUGUGUGUGGAAGCCGCCUUUGUCUGAUGCUGGAGAUAAUUCUGCGUUAAAAAGCUCACUUUUUGCUGUUUAAAAGCAGACAACUUAACAUUAAGUAGCUAUUUUAUUAUUGUGUCCAGAGUUAAUAAUAUUAAGUAUUUUCUGUGUUUUCGAGAACCUUCCUAAAUGAACUUUAAAAAAUGUACGUCUCUAGUUCUAGGAGGUCAGAUGCAGAGGUUUUGUAACAGGUGUUGUGAGUGUGGAAGGUAGGUGAUCACCGACACUGGUGUUAAUCCUGAUUGAUUAGUGCCCCCAGCACCUCGCACACACACGGCCCUUUAUCUACAGUGUUUCAUGUAAUCCUUGGUCAUCAGUCCACUGGACAGUAAUCUGCCAAGAGGAUCCAGCUUCACAGGUGGUUGUACAUGAAUGUGAACCAGGGAGAGAAAGGUGUAUGGAGGGAACAAGGUCUUGGGAGCCCAUUUACUCAGGUGUGUCCAAGUAUAAAUGCCAACAUCAAAGCCAUCUGAGUUCUUAUGUGCCACUGCGUCCAUUUACCGCUGUCUUGGGGUGCUACAUCUGAGAUCUUUUUCACCCACAACUAGCUCCACAUGUUGCAGUGGCCAAAGAGACCUUUGUCUGCUUGUUUUGAAGAAGCCUGACAUCUUUGUCACCUGGACGGAGGGAAGUACCAAGCAAGACCUUCUGCUCCCCCAGGUCGGCCUUUCAGACUUACUUUGUACAGCUCUUGGCCUGUUAGCAGGGUGCCAGAAGGAAGCUGCUAAUUCCCAUUCGUAUCGCUGCCCAUCGUUGAACAAGCACUUACUGAGGCCUCUGUGCGCCUCUUGACAUUCAGGGAAGUGUUUUAAAAUUUUAAAAGUGUUGUCUUGUAUUCUUUAGCGUUUUAGUCAUCAUGGCAGGACUGUGGAAGAGGUUGGAUAAGUAUCCGUAAUUCUUAUUGCCAGAUGAAAAAACUGAGGCUCAACAGGUUGAAAGUGGUUUUUUUAAGGUCAUAAAAGAAAGGCUUUUAGCAGGUCCCAAACUGGAAUGGUUUUUGUUUAGUUCUGUGUAUUCUGAAAAAAGAAUACAUAGUUACAGAUAAUUACCUAUCUUUAUGUACAAAUCACUGCAUUACACAUAUUGUGGUAUUGGCUCUAGAAAACAGGAGCUGCAUUCCAGGCCGCCUUUCUCCCUCCCCUGUGUCCUUGCUGCCAUGGUUUCACCCUCUGAGACUCCGGUCCCUGUAGCCGCCGGAGGCAGUGGCUGGAAUAUAGAUCAGAUCAUGUCAUGUUCUGUUGCUGCUCCAGUCUCUCCCCGGGUCUCCUCCUCACGUGGGGAGAAGCCACAUCCUUAUGAUGCUGCACCAUAGAUCUUCCCCUGACCAGUACCCUCCGCCCUUCCUUGCUCAUUGCCCCCCAGCCUCAGCCUCCUUGCAGUUACUCAAGUGCUCCAGGCCCACUUCCCACAGAGCUUCCCCCUCCCUCAGCUUGAAACGCCCUCCUCCCAGGCUGCCCCGAGGUCUCUGCUCCAACAUCAGCUUCUCUUGAGGCCCUUCCUGACUCUCCACGCCCCAGCCCUACAACUUCAUCACAUAGUUACACCCUGUCCCCCUUGCCUGGCUUUAUGGUUUGUUUUCCCCAGUCACUUGCCACCAUCUGCCAAAUAAAUAUACAGUUUGUCUUCCCUCUCUGUACCAUUAUGAGGGGAGGGACGGAUUUGCUUCUGGUCACUGCCCUGUAGCGCCUAGAACAGUGCCUGACACCUGAUAGAUGCUCAGUAAGAUGUUGAAGGAAUAAGUAUUUGUCUACCUAGUAUUGUCAGGAUAGUAUUGUCUUCUUACCACUUGUGAAAGCAAAUGGGGCACAUGAGAGAGAGAGUUGGGAUCCACCCCAUAACAUAGAAACAAAUGGACACCUGAGCGGGAACCCUGGCUCUACCACUGGUUAACUUGUGUGUUUAGAAACUAAAAUGCCAGCCUCCUAAGGUUUUAGUGAGGCUGUUAUGAAAUUAUACCUGUGAAGUUGCUAGAAUGCUCUCAGUGACCCUUAAAAAUAACUCACUCAGCAAAGGCUAUUCUGAGUGACUGCCAUGAUUACCCCAGUAUAUCUAUGUUUAUGGUUGGCCUAAAGUAAUGACUCUUAGAGGGGCGGAGUUUGAAAAUGUUUUCAGUUUAGGCUGGUUAUUUGCCAGUUCUGUUGUACUGUGUAUCACUGUGUUUCAAGAUAGUAGGUCAAGAUUUAGCAUAAAAUCCCCAAGAUCACUGAAAUAUUAGGGUAAAUUUGGAAAUACGUUAGCUAAACCUUAAGUUCAUGUAUUAAUGAUGCUUUGUGAUAUCAUUUUUUCCCCUUUAGUGUUGCCUGGAAUAUCAGAGAAUUGGAAACAGUCAUAUUUUGGGAUCAUGACCUACUCUGGUGGUUUGUGAAAAAAGAUAAUACGUUCCUGGGAAGCCAGCUACAAAGUAUACUGAAGGAUGCUUCCUAAGAGUUUUAUCAUGUCUUUCUGGAUUUCAAUGGCCUCUUUUUAGAAAUGCAAAUGAAGAAGAUGAAGGAUAGUGGACAGCAGUUAUGGACUACACAAGUGGAUGACGGACACAGUUCCUUGACCAUGUCGCCCAAACAGCCUAAUGCUAAUCGAGCGACUCGCCCAGAUAGACAAGAAGCUCAGACUCUUUUGUAUCAAGUCUCUGAGGCAGAGGCUGCCACGAUGGCCGUUGCUACAUGCGUAAAGUGUAAAAGUGUGUACAAGAUUCCGCUUCGGGAUCUGAAAAAGGAUACUGGCCAAAGCCAAAAGGAGGACAAAUAUGUUUGCUUCAAAUGCAGCCUAGGUGUGGCCCCUCCCCAUUUCCAUUUUGUGAAUAAUCACAGUGCUACUCACAUAGGAAAUAAACCAGAAACCAUCUCAAGUUCUGUCAAUAACAAAUUUAGGGUAAGGAACUUUAAGCCAGGCAAAUACUAUUGUGAUAAAUGUCGAUUUUCCACGAAGGACCCUCUGCAGUACAAAAAGCACACACUUCAACAUGAAGAGAUUAAAUUCAUUUGUUCUCACUGCAGCUACAUUUCCUACACUAAAGGGGAGUUUCAGAGGCACUUGGUGAAACACACAGGCAUUUUCCCUUAUCAAUGUGAGUAUUGUGACUAUGGUGCUAUUAGAAAUGACUACAUUGUCAAACACAGGAAAAGAGUCCACGAGAAGGCUGGUGGAAAACGGCUGCCCAAAACCAUUGCCAAGCUGGAGCCAAAAAGAAUCAGUGCCUCCAAGCAAAACCCAGAGCUUUUAAAAGCUUCCAGUCCAAGGACUGCGUUUCAAAAUAACUUGUCAGAUCAGCUUUCAGCGUUCUCCCUCCAUUCAAAUAAAGACAGAAUGCACAACAUAAUGUUAUUACCUGAAUCAAAGGAGUACCAAAAAGAUGUCGUGUGCAUUCCAAAUAAAGUGACGCUGUCAGAGCCCAGUGAAGUCAACCUGUUUGAGAACAAAAGUGUGGAGGUGGAAGUGUUAUCCCCUGCAAAAGAGCCUGUUCAGCCGGGAAUGCCAUUAACGGUUGUGGCACCAGCGGAGCUAAUCAUCCCUGCAAACUGUUUAGCCCAGUUGAUAGAUGUGAAGGUUGUCAAUGGAACACAGCAGCUUGUGCUGAAACUGUUUCCUCUGGAAGAAAGUAAUUGCCUUGCCGCUGGUGGGGGUGAUGGAGGUAAUUCUGAACAUGUGACUAAAGAGAAAGAUUCAGGCGAACAGGAAAAAAUGGCUUCUGCAGAACAAACAAAGUCACUGAUGAUCGAAGGGAAUGUUGGAAAACUUGCGGGCAUCAAUAAUCUUCAAUCAUCAGUUCAGAAACAACUUAAAAACGUGAAGUGGGUAAGGUCUUAUGACUUUUUCACCUCAAAUGCUAGCGUGUGCAGUGGUGGAGGAUCCUUUCUCAACCCUGAUAGAGUUGAGGGUUUGCAGAAAAAAGGUUAUACAUAUCCACAAAGAACUGCUCUUCCUUCCAUUGCCUUAAAAGGUCAUUCUCCAUCAUCUCUAAUAAAAAAUGGUAUUUUAAGUGGUCUUGGAACUACGUCAAACUCUUUUCCAUAUAAAGCUGCCUUUUCUUUUACUGAAGAUAGAAGAAAUUUACACAGUGACUCACAGCAGUUAUUUCCUCUUGCUGCAUCGCCUGCAACCAUUUCCUUCUCUGGAGAAAAGGACUCACUGCCCCUAAGUAAAAAGGACGUGGAAUCUAGAAAUGAGAUCAGUUUUCCUGUAAAAAUGGUUCCCCCUAAUAGGAAGCUGAAAGAUAACCAGACACAGGAACACAAGGCAGUUUCAAAUACUGGCCAGAUUUUCUCUCAACAUAAAAGUGAGUAUUUACACAUAAAUGUAACGGGAGAAGAUGGAAUCAGACCUCAACAGUCUGGGGAUAAACCUUUGGAUUUAAAGAAUUCUGUAAAGGCUAAUGACUCCUUCGAAGGCCCAGUCAUCUCAUCCGUGUUUUCUCUGAGCUCUGGAUCUGAAAACGUCCCUGAGGGCGUUAAGUGGAACAGUUCAACGUCCAAAAUAAAGUCAAUUGAACUCUUGCGCAGAAAGAUAGCCCAGUUAAUUGAAUCCUGCGGCAAGCCUUCAUCUUUGGCUGCAAGUAAUGCACAUCGUCGUUCUGUAGGGAAGGCACCUAAGGUCACUUCCAAAGCUGCCUCUGAAGGUAUUCAGGAAAUUAACGUGUCAUUUACCAGCACUGGCUAUUCUGCAGGUACUCUCCCGAAACCUCAGGAUGACGUUGGUAUUAACGGACAGCUUACUCAUCAGCAGAUAUAUCCGCACCUUGUAGAAGGCAGCAGUGGGAAAACCGAAAGCGGAGUAGCCAGGAAGCCACAUUUGGCUCCUCCAGUAUUGAUCCCGAAGGGGGCUGUGCUGAGGGUUCUUAAUUCCUCUGAGAAUUCCCACGUUAUAGAGGCUACAUGUGAAGCACCUGUCAGCAUCCCCUGCAGUGAGACACAGUUAAUAAAACCCAUUCCGUUCUGCCCAGUGAAACAGACAGACUUGGACUUACAGUCUUCGACAAGUGAAAGUGGGCCGGUAGACAUGUCCCAGAAUCAUGCUCUCUCUCUUUGGGCUAAAUCAAGAAAAGAGAGUGCAGAUUGUAGCACCAUGGUUAAAAAAGCUGGACCCCUGCAUGGGCAGCAAGGAAGCGGUGAAGUAAGCAAGCAAGGGAAACUGUUUUCCAGAAGUCUUCCUGUAAGUAGAAAUAAAACCAAACAAGUCAACUCAUCCAAGAAGAAAAGCAAAAUUCAGGCUGAUCCCAGCCGCUGUUUCAAGGAUCCUUCCAUUUUUCAGGUUGCAAGACAACUUCGACUGAUAGCAGCUAAACCAGACCAGUUGAUCAAAUGCCCCCGUCGGAACCAGCCUGUCAUCGUGUUAAACCAUCCUGAUGUCGACUCACCAGAAGUAUCCAAUGUGAUGAAGGUAAUAAACAAGUACAAAGGCAACGUCCUCAAAGUGGUCCUAUCAGAGAGGACUAGGUGUCAGUUAGGCAUCAGGCGGCAUCAUGUCCGGCUGACCUACCAGAAUGUGGAGGAAGCCAAUCAGAUAAAAAGGCAAAUGAUGUUGAAAAUGAAACUUAAAAAAGUUCAUAAAAACAACUACCAGGUGGUGGAUUCCUUGCCCGAUGACUCAUCACAGUGUAUAUUUAAGUGCUGGUUUUGUGGACGGCUCUACGAAGACCAGGAAGAGUGGAUGAGUCAUGGCCAACGGCAUUUAAUAGAAGCAACUAGAGAUUGGGAUGUUCUUUCUUCCAAGGGCAAAUAAGUGAAAAAUUGCUCUUGGAAGAAAAUUGUUUUUCUUACUUUUAAUUGAUUCUGGUUUGGUUUGCUUGGUUUUGUGUCCCUCCCUGACUCUAGGAUAAUACAGACUGCAGGGAUGGGAGGUUGGUUCAGUCUUCAGGUCUUCCUGGGAAUGUGGAGAGCCUGGCGUCUGAGCCUGGUGACCGGACAUCAGAAGGUGUCUGUGGCCCCCGAGGAAGUGCACACAGAUUCACGUGUGUGCAUUUGUCUGGGGCGAAGGGAAACUUUGAACAGAUUUUCAGUGGGAUCUGAGACUUCCCUUUGGUCAGCAACCUUUUUCUGCAUAGAUAAAAAUCAUUUUAAUCCAUUCGGAGGGGCAAGUUUAGAAUGUUUUACACAUACUCUUUAUAUAACAAAAUGCUACUGAAGAAUUAAACCCAGGUCUUGGUGUACACAUCCACUUAUUUUUUUUUUGCAUUAACUCAUCUCCUGAAUAUUUGGUACAUAAUGGAAAGUAUAUUUUCUACUUUGUUAGUUAUCUUAAGUUUGGUUAUAGAAAAGUGGCCCUUCUUUUAAAUCCCUCACCCACUCUGCAGUGUUGCUAAGUGUUCUCUGUAGCACAGAGAGUUGGGCUUUUGUUGACCCUUUUAAAGAAUAAUUCCAAAGGUUGGCCUGAAUUUACUACAACAGCAGGUGUUGUUAGGGGAAGAAAGGAACAUUUUCAGGCUUUUGCUUUAUUUUUAAAUACCUUGAUUUAUGACAGCUGGGGAGGGAAUGUGCCUUUUGGGGGGAAAAAAAGGAGAAGAAAGGGUCACAGAGGGAGAAUAUCUAAAAUUAUCUCCUGUUUGCCCUUACCACUCUCACAAAAGUCAAGUAAGUCAUCAAUUUAAAAUGUGAAUGAACAGGCAUCUUUCAACAGAGAUAAAGUUUGGGGAGACAAAUCAAGAUAGAUAGGAUUGUGACGAAAGUUGUAGCUUUAAUGAGACUAUCAGUUUUCAUUUGGGAACUCAUCGCAGACCACGGGUGGAACUUGCGCACUGUUUUCUUUCUUCCUUCAUCACCAGUGGAUCACAGACACUGUUCCCCACCCCUGCCAGGUCUUAUCCUGCUCUCCCUUGGUGGGUUUUCUGAACAGGCCCUCCUGUGAAAUGAGAUAGCUUCCCUGCUCACCUGCCCCUUUCCCUUGCCUGAGGCCCCUUAAGGUUUUCCCUGAUGAAAAUACUAAAAACAGGCAAGAAUCAACAAAAUGAACACCUCCCACCACCUCUGUUAAGCUUAUAGGAACACUGUCCCUGGUUUUCAUCAGUGCUACCAACCUGCUUCUAAUUUAUCUCAGCCGCAGUCAGGCUUUCCCUGUUGCUCACCUUCCCUGGGAAGCAGCUCCAAGAACACUCCAGCUACUCCUCCGCCAGCAGGAGUCAGGACUGGUGCUGGUCUCCACAGCACCUUCCUGUGCACUAGAAAAAAGCCCACCCUCUGCACCGUUGCGGCUGCUUGGGCAGAUGGAUGGCUUGACAAAAGCAGCUCAGGCUGGGUUCUAGGCCUCCCUUGCCCACCCAGCGGGGAACCAGCCAUAACGCAGAGCACACACAGCACAGCUACAAAGCAGCCCCAACUCACGUGUUUUCCUCCCUUUUAAAGACUCCUUCCUUAGGGAAUUGAGGGCAGCGAAUGAAACUGGGGGCUGUUACAUCUGAGAAAGGCGUGAGUGAGAUUUCUGUUGUGUUGGGUAGUCAGUUAAGAGACUUCCUGAUAUUUCUUUCCACGUGGGAAAGUCUUAGAUUAUCCUCUGAUACAUCAGAUUGUAAUUCUUUGUAGUUGGUUCUCAUUACAGAUAUUCAACGUGGCUUGUGUAUAGUUUAAUACAUGAUCAUUAAGUUGCUUAAUUGGUUAGUUUUUAUUGAAAUUUAAAACUUGGGUUUUUUAUAUGUGUAUAUAUAUAUGUGUACACAUAUAUUUUUUACCAUAUGAAAACUUGCAGUAGCUAAUUUUCUGAUUUCCUAUUUUAUAAUGAAGUUACGUGGGCUGGAAAAAUAUAAAACAUUUUAUAUUCUAGAAAUAAUUUAUUUUGGAAGUACAUUUUUAUAAUGGUCUGAUCUCAUUUUUAGAAAAUGAAAGCACAGUAAGUGAUGGGUCUGAUUUAUAUGAACAAAUGGGAGUAGAAACCCCGGUGGAUCAUUGCAGUACAGUAUUUAGUCCCGGUGCAUUUCUAGAUGGUGCUUUUUGGGAACUGGAUUGUGUGUACCGCUUCAGUACAUAAAGGAGAGCAUUCUUAAGUUUUAUCCAUGCGUAGAUCUGUUAUUCACUCCCCACCCCAGCCCCCAUCAUGAAAGAAGGCUCUUAAGGUGUUGAGAGGUGAAGAAAAGGCUGUGCUUUAUUAUUUUUCUCCUUCUAUACCUCACUGCUUAGUAGCAUCUUUCCUGAAAGGCUAGACCAUGACCUUUCAGGAAAGAUAACCAUGAAUCAGGUCAGAGUGUUAAGUGUCAACAUGAAACAUUUACACUUUGCAGCAUCAACUGUUUUUCAAGUAUUACCUAAAACUCAGCUUAUGUACUUGUACAGAGGAAAAUUUUGUGAGUAGAAUAUGUAGCUAGGUUUUUUGAGAUUUCCAGAACUACAGUACUUUGUAAGGAAUUCAGAGGGCUCCUGGAAGUCAUAAAAAAAAAAAUGAGAAAGCAAAAAAUGGCUGUCUUCCCUAUAUAAAGAACUUUAGAAAAUAGCUUGUUAACAUGUAGCUUAAUGUCAUGAAACGAACAAAAUUGGAGAAGGUAGGGGCAGAACUGUGUUGAGUAUUUGUCUACUCUUUCUUACCUUGAUUUUGAAGGGUCUCUACUCAGUAAAUGUUACUCAUAGUACUUACUACUAAAAUCAUUUCUAACUUAUUUUUUAAAAUAGGUUUUCUUUGGGGGAUAAGAAAUGAGACAACAUUGUUAUAUUUAUGAUAUGACAGUGAAUUUUUUUUAAAAAAGUAUACUCAAAAUAGAUUCUGUUUUACUCAAGUUUUUAUCCCCAGUCCGAAACACUUUGUGAGCCCCACUCAUGGGCCAAGUGCUCUUGGUUAAGCUAAACUGAACACGAUGUAUUAACCCUCAAAAGUUCCAUCCCUCUUUCUUAAGCCACCCCAGAAAAUGAAGACGUGAUGCCACUCAGCCUUUGGAAUAACUUUUGAAUCUGUUAACGUCAGUAUGAACAGAAAACAAAACAUUGCAUAACAUGUUUUAAGCAUUAUUAAAAAGUCCUGCAUUAACAGUUUGUGUGUCUGCUGCUCUGAUUUUGAAACACGUAUGUAUAUAGAUAGAGAAGUUGGCAUAAAUUUUGUUAAAUAAAGCAACUAUAAAAUUU